Molecule: messenger RNA, 195 nt
Organism: Drosophila grimshawi
Lineage: Eukaryota; Metazoa; Arthropoda; Insecta; Diptera; Drosophilidae
Exons: 1
Coding region: 1-195 (64 amino acids)
Source: RefSeq, a predicted model, not a curated record
AUGCUGGUUGUUCGAUAUCUGAUUGCAUUGGUGUUCUCCAUCUUUGUGAUGGCCACCUCGCUGCGCAUCGAGGAGCGAUAUAGACGCCAUGGGCACUACAAGAUCUCAACACCCAAUCGUUUGGUACUCCAAAUGGAUCGAUGUGAAGUUAAUGCGGAACACAAGUUGCUGGAGAGGAGGCAAUUGGCUAUAUGA